AUGUACAAGUCAUCAGGAACACUACUUACAAGAUAUGUCACCAUCGCCGCCCGGAUAGCCCUCAGCGAAGAACUCAUGGGCAAAAAAGCUGCAAUCAGCAUGGUCGCUGCGUUACACUGGAUGCCGUACAUUGUAGUACAAUGCAGUACUAAGGUUGUUACGCAACCCGAAGGGCGGGAAAACACCUUGGGGUACACGGGGCCGAAUGUUAGCGAAGCAGCCUCUACCCACAGAAGCCCCUCAAUGAGCGUGCCGGUGGGCCACUCGCCAUACGGCUCGGGUGCGAUAAACACAUCUCUGAAUCGAGCAAGACCCCACCGCCCGUUGAAAGGGUUGAAAACGACCAUGCUCUUCUCGACCUCGUCCGCAGACAAGCUAAAGUUCAGUACAUGCCUUGAUUCUGGUCGGGCGCUCCAACACCUCCUUCAAGAGCCGCUAAGACCGCACACUGCACCAGCCGGCUGGGGCCCUGGCGACUUGGGAGAGGCUGUGGGUGAACUGGCGGUCGAUUACGCCCGGACUCACGUGUACGACAGUUGGGCGGUGUGA
This is a messenger RNA of Volvox carteri f. nagariensis, 549 nucleotides long. RefSeq lists its product as uncharacterized. The coding region runs from base 1 to 549 and encodes 182 amino acids. The transcript has 3 exons. The record is from RefSeq and is a predicted model, not a curated record. Lineage: Eukaryota; Viridiplantae; Chlorophyta; Chlorophyceae; Chlamydomonadales; Volvocaceae.